Molecule: messenger RNA, 2005 nt
Organism: Episyrphus balteatus (marmalade hoverfly)
Lineage: Eukaryota; Metazoa; Arthropoda; Insecta; Diptera; Syrphidae
Gene: Tbce
Product: tubulin-specific chaperone E
Exons: 6
Coding region: 206-1777 (523 amino acids)
Source: RefSeq, a predicted model, not a curated record
UUUUUGUGUUUUUUUACAAAAUAAAAUUUACACAAAAACAAAUGUUAAAAAAAAUUGAAUUUAUUCCUGAUAAAUUAAUCUCUCUUCAACAAAGGAAUUUCUCUACUAUCAGUAGUAAAGGACAAAUAAUAAGUCAAUUAAGAAAUUAAAACAUUUCGACUUAGUGAAAGUCUCUAAAGAAAACAGAAAAAGAAACAAAUCGAUUAUGGUUGGAAUUGUUGAUGAAUCUUUUGUUAAAUUUCCAAUAAGUUCUCGAAUUCGAAUCAACAAUAAUACUGGCACUGUUAAAUAUGUUGGAGAGGUAAAUGGUUAUGAUGGAAUUUGGAUUGGUAUCGAGUGGGACGAUCCCAGUCGAGGCAAACACAAUGGAAUCGUCAAUGGACAAAGGUACUUCCAAACUGGCCAUCCAACAUCUGGUAGUUUUGUUCGAGUUGGCAAAGUGGCUGCCUUCGAAUCACUCGAAGAAGCCGCACGAGAAAGAUAUUUAAAUACUUCGGGAUGUAUUUUGGACCAAAAGCUAUUGCUGGAGGCUCAAGCUCAUAUUCAGGCUUCUUUAAUGGAAAUUGUUGGCAUGGAUAAGAUUGCCCGGAAACAAAGUAAACUCGAACAUUUGACGGAGAUUAGUGUCGAUGGUUCAAAUGUUAGUUCAGCUGGUUACUUAAUGGAAUUCAUUAAUUUAACAACACUUAAUUUGAGUCAUACAUUGAUUUGGAAUUGGAGUGAUGUUGCUAAUAUAACAUCGCAAGUACCUACGCUUGUUAACUUGAACUUGAGUUGCAAUCGAAUGAAAGUGCCUACAAAUGAGCAAAUUGUUAAAUUGGAAUCAUCUUUUCGUAAUUUGGAACAUAUUAAUUUAGGCAAUUGUGGAUUUAGAGAUUGGGAUGAUGUUAAGGCGACUGCAAAAUUAUGGCCAAAUAUUUUAUCGGUUGGAUUGCAAGAGAAUGAUAUCUCAGAACUUACGCCUAUUGAUUGUAUGGAAAUAUUCAAGAAUUUACGUGAACUGGAUUUACAUCGUACAAAAAUUUCGGACUUUGAUCAAAUUGUUAAAAUUGGAAAUAUAAAAACCUUAAACUGUUUACAUUUAAUGGAAAAUGGUAUUGAAGAAGUUAAGCUACCCGAUUGUGAUCCAAAUAAAAAACUGAAUAUAUUUAUUGGCUUGGCAAAAUUGAAUUUAUACAACAACCCGAUCUAUGAUGAAAUUGGUACCUUUAAUGAACUUGACAAACUUCCGGCACUCGAGAAUCUCAGUAUGACUCCACAUUUGAAAAGCGAUUUUGAUGAAAUGUUCUCCAAGGCAAUAGCAUCGAUUCCCCAAUUGAAAGUUGUCAAUAAAAUAGAAAUAACCAAAGAAGAUCGUCGCGGCUCAGAAUAUGAUAUUUGGAAGAGAUAUGCCUUAGACUGGAUGCAGAGUGAGAAAAAUCCUGAUUUAAAAUUGGCAUUUUGCAAAAAGCAUCGUUCUUAUUCGUUAUUGGUUAAAAAAUAUGGGUCGCCUGCUGAAUUUGUUCCACGUAUAUUAGGUAAAGUCUCGAAUUUGAUAAAACUUCGCAUCCAGAAUAAAAUUACCGGUGAAGUUUGGGAGAAAAAGGUUCCAAGGAAAAUAUCAGUUCAAACUCUACAAGGUCUGAUUAUAAAACACUUUAAGCUGGAAAAUACAAUGCCAAAGCUAUCCUAUGCUGACGCUAAACAUCCUGAUUUAGUUGUUGAGUUGGAGAAUUCUUCAAAGAAUUUGGACUUUUAUUCGAUUCUUGAAGGAGACACAGUAACAGUGGAAUGGUAAAGAGCAUUGAUGGAAUAGUCUCUAACAAGUACAAUUUAUGCAUUGUUACACAAAAGGCAAUAGACUCUAAAACAAAACAGCAUUUUUUGUUGGUUAGAUGUUUCUAGAAGAAGUGAUUUUUAUGUAUUAACCUAUAUUUUUAUUUGUCAAUAUAAAUCCAGGCUGAGCAAAUUCUUUGUCAGAAAAUAUUUUUAAUUUUUUUUUUAUUAAAAUAAUUAUUUUUUAUUU